GUUCGCAGCAAGUCUCGAGGAUCUUUCUCGGCGGCAAGACGGCGAUGGACUCGGUCGGGCAAGCCCGCGCGCUGGGCCGCGUGGAAGGCCGCGCGGAAGCGCUGGAGGAGAUCGCAGACCUCCAUGGGCAGAUCGCAGUGCUCACGAAGCAAGUCGAACAGCUCAUGCUCGACCAGGAGAAGACAACGAAGGAGCUCAUGACCACUGUGUACAAGGACCUCAAGCAAGAGUUUCGGCGCCAAACGACUUCGACGCUGACGCCCAAGGAGGCCAUGGACAUCAUCAAACCGUGUCUUCGCCGCGUCGCCGAGGUGCAGGUGCCGCAGUCGCAGACGCUCUUCCGCAACGUCUCCUUCAUGGCCAAGGACCUCCCGACGACAACGGCGACGUCGCACCCACUGAGUCCGCCAACGCCACCUGUGUUCCCCGUGACGCCGCCCACUCGCCUGCCUGUCGCCGAGCCACCGGUGACCGCCGAGCCAUCGAUUCUCGACGAGCCAGUGGUCCUCAACCAUAUUUGCGUCGCGGCCACGGAGAAGGUCGGCGCUGGCCGCGCCGCCCACAUGGUCUACGUCAUCCAAGUGCGCACCGGCGAUACUGGUCUCGUGCUUUCGCAGGUCAAGCGACGCUACAAGGAUUUUGUCUGGUUGUGGGAACGCCUCUCGAGCGCUUAUGUGUUUGCCUGCAUCCCGACGUUGCCGCCCAAGAACGGGCUCCGAGACAACUCCAAGUUCAACCCGCGCUUUGUCGAGAAGCGCAAGCGCGCGCUCCAGCUCUGGAUGAACCAUCUCGCGUGGCACUACGCGAUGGGCUUUUCGACCGAGAUGCAAACGUUUCUUGACGGCUCGGACCUUGUGCACGUACCUCGUACGCCACCGCUGUUGCUGCCACGGCGCCGUCGUACGUCGUCCAACGAAGGCUCGAGCGCACGCAAGCAGGACGACCAGUCGAUCAAACGCAUCCAAGAAAAGCUACCGGUGCUCCAGCGCCACUUGGUGAAAGCGAGCAAGCGCCUCGACGGGCUCAUCAAAGUCCAUGCCGAUACGAGCUGCAGCGUCGCGGCCUUUGGCAAUGCAGCCACCCACGCAAGCAACUUUGAGCGUCUUCACGGAAGCGCGACAGCGUGGGACGGCUUUGCAGCGCACGCGCUCUUGCCGUUGCAGCAGUGGCACGACGACACGUGCGAGAUGCUCGACGUCUCGCUGCAAGAGACGCUGCAUUUCCAGAGCGCCCAAGUCAUGCCGCGGUUUGAGAAGCAAGUCCACGACUUGACACGGGAUAUGGUACCAAGCACGGCCGAGAAGUUGUCGCUCGAGUGGGACGAGGUGCAGACGAUCCAAGCCCGCGCGAUGCUCGAAAGCCUUUUGCAUGUCGCUACGCACAUGCAGCAGUCCCACCACGCCCUUGUCGACGUGUGGGCGUCGGCGCGGUCCGCGGUCCAUACGGUGGCGACACCGCGCUCCUUUGUGCCGCCACCAACGUCAUCUUCAGCACCACUGCCGUCGCCACUGGCAGCGCAUUCGCAACACGUUCCUGAGUUUGCCCACCCGACGCUGGAGCGCCCGUUGAAGCCCAACACGUUUGAGUUUAUGAACCACCAUGUGGACCCAGACGCAGAAGACGCGCGAACGCUCUUUGGCGGGCCACAAGCCAACCCAAACGCCGUCUUUUCCGUAUACGAGAGCUCCGACGAAGACGAAGACGAGGACGACGAUGCGCCGGCCUUCUCGGCGUCGUGGGAUCUCUACAUUGAUCGCUUGCGACGAAAGCAGAAGAAGCAGGCCAAGGCCGAAGCCGCCGCCGUCGAAGAAGUCAAGCGCAAGGAGAAGGAGGCCGAAGCUGCGACUGCCGAGUCGCGCAAGAACCGCAAGCGACCACAGAGCAUGCAGUGGCCACUCAAGCGCAUGGCACGGUCGCAGCCUAAGGUCGUCGUCCAAGACGACUUGAGUGCAAUGCCCAAGAGCAUGAGCACCUCCUCCCUCGAUCGCAUGGAUCCAACCCCGCCUGCGGCUGCGAGCAAGGCGCCUUUGGAACCCCCAACCAGUGACGUGCGCAGUGUCGACAACUGGAUGUCUGCGACCACGGACGGUGGCCAAGUGUACUACUAUCACCGCUUGACGCGCGCCACGCGCUGGACCAAGCCCGACAAGGCCGUCUUGGACGACAUUGAAGAACGCUUGGCAGCUCAAGAAGAGGCGACGCAGCGCCGCGUCGAAGAACGCCGCCAAUGGUAUCAAGAGAACAAACAGCAGCAAGAGAAGGAGGCAGCCGAAGUCGACGCCUCCCGGCACCUCGUGACGACCCGCGUCCGCGACUGGGCGCGCAACAAGGACGUGGUCAUGCUGCUCCGAUCACUCCACGAGGUCUUGCCGCCAUCGCUGCUCAAGCCGUCGAGUGCUGCGUGCCCGUACCAGGUCGACGGCGCGGCGACCGUUGCGUCCGUGAAGAAGGCCUAUAUGAAGGCGGUCCGCACCAUCCACCCCGACAAGCUGCCAAAGGGCGAUUUUGACGUCAAGGACCGGUUUCUGGCGCAGACGCUCUUCUCGACGCUGACGCUAGCCCACGACGAGUACCAGCGGACGCAUGCCACGUCGUCGUGAGGACACAUAGGACUCGUUGAGCUUAUAAAUAUACGGACGCGGUCGGGACUAUCGGUGAUUUCGGGUCAUGCUGCGC
This is a messenger RNA of Saprolegnia diclina VS20, 2676 nucleotides long. RefSeq lists its product as hypothetical. The transcript has 8 exons. Lineage: Eukaryota; Oomycota; Saprolegniomycetes; Saprolegniales; Saprolegniaceae. Gene Ontology annotation, cellular component: endosome. The coding region runs from base 45 to 2600 and encodes 851 amino acids. The record is from RefSeq and is a predicted model, not a curated record. Gene Ontology annotation, molecular function: phosphatidylinositol binding; protein binding.